Colius striatus (speckled mousebird) is the source of this 2076-nucleotide messenger RNA. RefSeq names its product SLIT and NTRK like family member 1 (gene SLITRK1). Lineage: Eukaryota; Metazoa; Chordata; Aves; Coliiformes; Coliidae. The transcript has a single exon. Gene Ontology annotation, molecular function: protein binding. Gene Ontology annotation, biological process: regulation of presynapse assembly; axonogenesis; positive regulation of synapse assembly. The record is from RefSeq and is a predicted model, not a curated record. Bases 1 to 2076 code for a protein of 691 amino acids. Gene Ontology annotation, cellular component: glutamatergic synapse; postsynaptic density membrane; GABA-ergic synapse.
AUGCUGCUUUGGAUUCUGUUGCUGGAGACGUCUCUUUGUUUUGCUGCUGGAAACGUUACAGGGGACGUUUGCAAAGAGAAGAUCUGUGCCUGCAACGAGAUAGAAGGGGAUUUGCACGUAGACUGUGAGAAAAAGGGAUUUACCAGCCUGCAACAUUUCACCGCCCCAACUUCCCAGUUUUACCAUUUAUUCCUGCAUGGCAAUUCCCUGACUCGACUUUUCCCUAAUGAGUUUGCUAACUUUUACAAUGCAGUCAGUUUGCACAUGGAAAACAACGGUUUGCAUGAAAUUGUUCCUGGAGCUUUUCUUGGGCUGCAGCUGGUGAAACGCUUGCACAUAAACAACAACAAGAUCAAAUCGUUCAGGAAGCAGACUUUCCUGGGGCUGGACGAUCUGGAAUACCUCCAGGCAGAUUUUAAUCUAUUGCGGGAUAUUGACCCAGGAGCAUUUAGGGACUUAAAUAAGCUAGAGGUGCUGAUUUUAAAUGACAAUCUCAUCAGCACUUUGCCCCCCAAUGUGUUUCAGUAUGUGCCGAUCACCCACCUCGACCUCCGGGGAAACCGUCUUAAAACCUUGCCUUACGAGGAGGUCCUGGAGCAGAUCCCAGGCAUUGCUGAAAUCCUGCUAGAGGAUAACCCCUGGGACUGCACUUGCGAUCUGCUGUCAUUGAAGGAAUGGCUGGAAAACAUACCCAAAAACGCUUUGAUCGGCAGAGUGAUUUGUGAGGCUCCCACUAGGUUGCAGGGCAAAGAUUUAAAUGAGACCACAGAGCAAGAGCUGUGCAAAAAGAACAGAGUGGAUUCUAGCCUAGCUGCUCCCCCUGCCGAAGAAGAAACCUGCGAUCCUGGUCCCAUUCCAACCCCUUUUAAAAUACAAGGCAAAGAAGACCCUGCCACACCAGGAUCUGGUCCAAAUGGAGGUACAAAGAUUCCCGUCAACUGGCAAAUCAAGACCAGACCCACUGCUGCUGUGUCGACGGUCAGUGCCAAAAGCAAGCUCCUGGCUACCGUGUCCUGCCCACAGAUCUGCAGCUGUGAUCAGAUCCCUGGCUCUGGUUUAAAGGUUAAUUGCAAUGACAGGAAUGUGAGCAGCUUGGUGGAUUUGAAGCCCAAGCCAUCCAAUGUGCAGGAGCUGUUUCUGAGAGACAACAAAAUACACACCAUCAGGAAAUCCCACUUUCUGGAUUACCGGAAACUUAAUUUACUCGACCUGGGCAACAAUAACAUCGCCACUGUUGAAAACAACACCUUCAAGAACCUCUUUGAUCUCCGAUGGCUUUACAUGGACAGCAACUACUUAGACACCUUGUCCCGGGAGAAAUUUGCUGGGCUGCAAAAUCUGGAGUAUCUAAAUGUGGAGUUUAAUGGUAUUCAGCUGAUCAUGCCUGGCACCUUCAACGCAAUGCCCAAACUGAGAGUCCUCAUCCUCAACAACAACCUGCUGAGGUCUCUCCCAGUAGAUGUGUUUGCUGGGGUGUCUCUUUCCAAGCUGAGCAUACACAACAAUUAUUUCAUGUACCUCCCUGUGGCGGGGGUGCUGGACCAGCUCACCUCCAUCACCCAGAUUGACCUGCAUGGCAACCCGUGGGACUGUACUUGCCCAAUCGUGCCUUUCAAACAGUGGGCAGAGAUGCUGCGCCCCAAGGUGAUUAUGAGUGACCUGAGGUGUGAGUCCCCCGAAGAUUUCUUCAAAGAGGAUUUCGAGUCUCUCUCCAAUGAUGUGAUUUGCCCUCAGUUAAAAAUCUCACCCACAUUAACUUCUAACAAAAACAGCACCGGGUUGUCAGAGACAGGUACUCACUCCAACUCUUACUUGGAGACCAGCCGGGUCUCUAUUUCGGUGCUAGUGCCAGGGCUCCUGCUGGUUUUUGUGACCUCUGCUUUCACAGUGGUUGGCAUGCUGGUGUUCAUCCUGAGGAACAGAAAGCGGUCCAAGAGGAGGGACGCCAACUCCUCCGCAUCUGAAAUCAACUCCUUGCAGACAGUCUGCGACUCGUCCUACUGGCACAACGGGCCCUACAGCGCCGAUGGGGCCCACAGGGUUUACGACUGCGGCUCCCACUCGCUGUCGGACUAA